Sesamum indicum (sesame) is the source of this 1364-nucleotide messenger RNA. RefSeq names its product long-chain-alcohol O-fatty-acyltransferase. Gene Ontology annotation, biological process: lipid metabolic process. The record is from RefSeq and is a predicted model, not a curated record. NCBI's taxonomy places the organism in Eukaryota, Viridiplantae, Streptophyta, Magnoliopsida, Lamiales, Pedaliaceae.
AAUCAAAUCAUAUCAAUAGCUGCAAUACGAUUUUAUUAUAAAUUAAAAUUUUAAUUUAUUCAACAAAUCAUAGUAAAUUAUUCGACUCAAUUUGAUUAAAAGCGGCUGGAGCGGUCUUAAAACUAUUUUAAUCAUCCCACUGCAUUGUUGUGGACCCAUAGUUGUGUGUUUAAGACAAUAUAUUAAGAUAGUGGAGUUCCGACCGCCAUGCCAGCAUCACUAUGUCCAAGAAACCAGUCAUGGUCGACCCUGAGAUCCAAGCUCUCACCGAGAUCUGGCUAACAGCCAUCGUGUCUCUAAUUUUCUGCCACCAAAUCGCCGCCCGGAUCCCCAGCGGCGCCGCCAGGCUCCUCUCUGUCCUCCCCGUCAUCUACCUCUUCCCCCCCCUCCCCCUCCGCCUCUCCUCCAUCCAUCUGGGCGGCCCCACCAUCUUCUACCUUGUUUGGCUCGGCAACUUCAAGCUCCUCCUCUUCUCUUUCAAUCAAGGCCCUCUCUCCGCCACUCCACCGCUGGCCCUCCUCCGUUUCAUCUCCGUCGGCCUCCUCCCCAUCAAAACCAAACAGACCCCAUCUCCCGAAUCCUCAUCGGAUCACAAACGUCCGAUUCUUCUUCCACUCAAAUGCGGCCUUCUAGCGGUGAUCGUCGCUUUAUACAAGUACAGGGAAUUUCUACACCCGUAUCUGAUCACAGCUCUGUAUUGCUGCCACGUCUACCUCGGCGUGGAGCUGAUACUCUCCAUUACAGCCCUGCCGGCGCGAGCCCUUCUUGGGGUGGAGCUGGAGCCGCAGUUCGACGAGCCGUAUUUAGCCACGUCGCUUCAAGAUUUCUGGGGCCGUAGGUGGAAUCUCAUGGUCACCAGCAUUCUACGCCCCACAGUAUACCACCCCGUACGCCGUAUCUCUACGCGUAUUCUCGGGAGGAGUAGUUGGGCGCUGGCACCGGCGAUCUUGGCGACUUUCUUGGUGUCGGGUCUCAUGCAUGAGGUGAUUUACUAUUACAUGUCACGUGCCAGCCCCACGUGGGAGGUAACGGGGUUCUUUGUUCUACACGGGGUUUGCGUGGCGGCGGAGGUGGCGUUGAAGAAAGCGGUGGGCGGGCGGUGGCAGCUGCACAGGGCGGUUUCGGGGACGCUGACGGUGGGGUUUGCGGUGGUGACAGGUGCUUGGCUGUUCUUCCCACAAGUGACUAGGAACGGUAUAGAUACGAGGGCAAUUAAUGAGUACUCAAUGAUAGCUCGAUUUAUAGCUGAAAGGGUGGGGCAUAAUUUAAUUAGUACCUCAUAAGUUGUAUGAAUUUUUGUAUCUACUUUCAAUGUCUGAAAGUGAUGGAAAUUUGAAUCCAUGGAACGUUUCUUUACUUUCAAA